AUGUUGGAAGCGACUCGGCAAUGGUUCCGCCGGAAUAGGACGCCUCUCGCCAUCGGCGUCGGGGUCGUCGGCGCCGGCUAUGUCGUGACGCAGUAUGUUCUGGGCAAGGUUAACGAUGCGCGGGAGCGCAUGGGCAGCGACCGCAUCGCAAAGGAGAACCUCCGCCGUCGAUUCGAGCAGAACCAGGAAGACUGCACCUUCACCGUCCUCGCCCUCCUCCCCUCAGCGACGACCAACAUCCUAGAGGCCAUGAAUACGGAGAAUAUCACGUAUGAAAUACAGAAGAUGAAGGGACAAACAAAGAGUCUCAAGGCCGGCGAGAACGUCGCCCCCCCGAGCAUUGCUGAUACUACCAUGACCGAGGACGACGGCAGGAGCAUGGUCAGUAGCAGCGUACAGAGCGAGAGUGGCGUGCAUGCGAGCAUAGUGACAGUGCCCAACGCGAUGUCAGCCGCGCCCGCGGAAAGAGCCGAGGGUAGUGCGGCGCAGGAUGGUGGCGCUGCGGCUGCGGCGGCGGCACAGAAGAACAAGAAGUCCAAGAGGCAAUUAUGGAACGAUUUAACGAUAAGCUCCAUUACGAGAGCGUUCACACUGCUGUAUACCCUCGCAUUGCUGACAAUGCUCACGAGGGUUCAACUCAACCUCCUCGGCCGCCGCAGCUACCUGUCGAGCGUGAUAUCACUGGCUACCGGCACCGCGCAGGCCACUAUCAGCCUCGAAAACAAUGACGACGAUGGCCUCAACCAGCCCUACGGCAACGACUUCGAGACAAACCGCCGGUACUUGACCUUCAGCUGGUGGCUCCUCAACGAAGGGUGGAAGGAGCUCGGCCAGCGCGUCGAGGCCGCCGUCCGCCAAGUCUUUGGCCAACUCAGCCCGCGCGAUCUGCUCAGCUUCGAGCAGUUCUCGGAGCUAACGCUCGCGGUGCGCAAGAUUGUCGAGGGCGCCACCCCCGAGGAGCGCAGGGCGGCGAAGUGGCUGCCCUACCUCCUCCCACCACGUGACCGCGAGGACUAUGUCCUGCGUGAGUCGGGCAUCCUCGAGGAGAGCAUUGUGGUCCUGUCUGAAAGUGCUACGUCGCAGUCGCCGUCGUCGUCACCCGCCGUGAGGAGGCUCCUCGAUGAGACAUCUGAUCUCAUCGAGUCCCCUUCCUUCACGCACGUGCUCACCCUCAUCCUGGACGCAGGCUUCUCCCUGCUCGUGGACAAGAAGCUCGCAUCGGGAGCAUUCGGCAAGCCCGACCUGGCGCAGUCCGAGCCGCGCACGUCGCAGGUUGUUUUGCUACCCAAGAUCCUCUCAGUGCUCACGCGGCAGGCGCACGUCAUUGGGAACGGCAUGCCCAAUGAGUACCUCCAGGAGAUGGAGCAGGUGCGCGACCUCGAGGGGUUCGCAGCCGUGGUGUACUCUAGCAACUGGGAGAACGAGAUCCACGACGAUGAGGGCGGCAUCAUGGCCAGCGCCGUCGACGUGAGGGCCAGCCAGGGUACCACGACCGCCAUCAAUAUACCCAGCCAGACACAAGGGACAACGCAGGGAACUGGGGAGGAGAGCGUAGUCAUGGUCAAUCCGGCUACAAGCUUCGAGAGUGCAUGGGACCGGGCCGUUGACACGAAAUAG
Molecule: messenger RNA, 1617 nt
Organism: Colletotrichum graminicola M1.001
Lineage: Eukaryota; Fungi; Ascomycota; Sordariomycetes; Glomerellales; Glomerellaceae
Product: peroxin-3
Exons: 3
Coding region: 1-1617 (538 amino acids)
Biological process (GO): protein import into peroxisome membrane
Cellular component (GO): peroxisomal membrane
Molecular function (GO): protein-macromolecule adaptor activity
Source: RefSeq, a predicted model, not a curated record